Messenger RNA from Aspergillus uvarum CBS 121591, 1683 nucleotides. Its product is annotated as cytochrome P450. NCBI's taxonomy places the organism in Eukaryota, Fungi, Ascomycota, Eurotiomycetes, Eurotiales, Aspergillaceae. The transcript has 6 exons. Bases 1 to 1683 code for a protein of 560 amino acids. The record is from RefSeq and is a predicted model, not a curated record. Gene Ontology annotation, molecular function: heme binding; monooxygenase activity; oxidoreductase activity, acting on paired donors, with incorporation or reduction of molecular oxygen.
AUGUCUUUUCUGGGUGACCUUUACAUCUAUCUCUACCUGGCUGCGUUGAAGACCUUCCCUGUCUUGCCAACCACGCUCAUUGUCUGCUUCUUCUUCCAUCGGUUUGUCAUCGCUCCUUUGUAUAAUGAACUCGCAAGACUGCCCACGGUCCGAUACAGAUGGUUCCUCCCCGAUGUCCUCAACCGGCUCGCGUUCUACUUUUACGGAUGCGAUCAAAUCGCUCAAGGUUACAGAAAGUACAAGGAUCGUGCAUUCCGGCUCCUUACCACGGACGGUGACUUGGUUGUUUUGCCGCUUCAGUAUCUAUGGGAGAUCGAACAGUUGCCCAUAACCACGCUGAGCGCUGCCAGAGCACGGCAUAAGAAUCUCCUCAGCGAGUACACUGACGUAGUCAGAGGGAGUACAAAUGUAUCUCGUGCAGUCGCCGAGAUGAGCCAACAGAAUCUUCAGCACAUUACUAUGCAAUUCAACGAUGAGUUUCACAAGGCGCUCUACGUCGAAGUCCCAAGAUGUCAGUACAAAUGGACGCCCGUCAACCUCUACAAACUAGUCCUCAAGCUCAUCAGCCGCACCACCGCCCGCUUCACCGUCGGCGAGGAGCUCUACCUGAACGAGCUCUGGCUCGAAACAGUCCCCAGCUAUACCAGCGACAUCCUGACAACCAUCAUACUCCUGCGUCCCGUGCCCCAGGUCCUACGGCCCCUCGUCGCACGCUUUCUCCCCAGCCUACGCCGGGCCCGCGCAAGAGCCCGCUGGGCCCAGACCGAGCUGCUCAUGCCCACAAUCCAGUCGCGCCAACACAAGGAAGUUCACGACGGCGCAUACCAAAAGCCCCAGGACCUCAUGCAGAGGAUGCUGGACACAGCGACCACCAACUUCGACCGGGAGCCCGCCAACAUCGCCAAAGCGCUGAUGUCGACCAUCACACUCUCAAUCGUCCACCCGAUCACCAACCUCGUCACGCACGCCGUCUACGACGCUCUCACCCAGGGCCAGGGUCAGGGCCAGGGCCAGACAAUCGGUCCGCUGCGGAUAGAGACCGAAGAAAUCCUAUCCCUCAUCGAGCACGACGACGAAUUCGGUCUGAUCACCCGUCCCUACCAAGGCCUCAUGGACAGUUUCCUGCGCGAGGUCCUGCGAUGGAAUCCGCUGAGCGAACUGAACCCCCGCUACACCCUCCUAAAAACCCAUACCUUCACUACCUUCACCACCACCACCACCACCAAAACCCAACAAUCCUUACCCCUAACCCUCCCCGCCGCCACCCAAAUAACCUUCCCAGCGGGCCCGCUCUCCCGAGACGCCACCAUAAUCCCGCACGCGGAGCGCUUCGACGCCUUCCGCUGGACCCGCGACCCGCUAGAAGUCCUCCCGCUCUUACGACCCGACACGAUCGACCCGCGCCUCCGCAAGGCCGUCGCCUUCGACACCGGCUUGGCGGACACCAGCCCGGUCAAUUUGCACUUCGGGUGGGGAGGAGGAGGUCGCGGAGCGGUGUGUCCCGGUCGACACCUCGCGGCGCGCCUGGCGGCCGUGGUGCUGGGCCGGCUGCUUGUACAGUACGAUCUGCGGCUGUUUCCGGGGGAGAAGAGACGUAGGCCUGGGAAUUUGGGGGCGGGGGAGUUGGUUUUUCCUAAUCCGGGGGUGAGGGUGUUGGUUAGGGAGAGGGAGAGGGGUGGAUGA